AUGUCGCAUCGAACUAACGACCGGAGAAGUGGGAGCGGAAGAGAUGAGAGACGUCGUGACGACGAUCGUCGAGGACGUGACCGCGAAGAAAGGUUUAUGUUUGCUUUGAGUUUUCUGAAAUUGAAUUUUCAUUUAUUUUCGUUUCGCACAUAUGAAAAUUAGAGAGUUUUUCCUAGAUGUUCCUGUAAUCUAUGUUUAGAGUUAAUUUAUUUAUUCUGAGGCUUCUUAAAAUAUUUUACCGGCUGAAACCUAUCUUUUUUUUUCAAUCUUCUGAGUAAAAUUAGUGGACUUUAGCCGGCCUCGUGGAAAUCAACAGCGUCAAAGUGGCGGAGAGUUCUCGCGUCCAAACAACGGUCAAGAACAACGGCAAUCCAGUGGAGGACACGGGCACCAGAACUACGGCGGAUCCUCGGGACGCGGCGGCGGACCGAUUUUCUCUGGACAAUCUUUCACUGAGCAAGAGCUGAUGACUGAUAUGCCGAAGAAAAAGUUCACCGGUCGCUGCCGUCUCUUCGUCGGAAACCUCCCAAAUGAAGUCAAAGACAACGAACUCAAAGAACUUUUCACGCCUCAUGGAGACAUCGCCGAAUGUUAUUUAUCCGGCAAAGGAUUCGCUUUCCUGCGGCUGGUUAGUUUUUUUCGAUUUGUUUUUCUUUUAAAGACUCAAAUUUCCCAUUCAUAAUGUAAAUACUGCGUUGGGGUCGCUUAGGCCGUCAAAUAUCACCAGCGAUUGAAGGACUUGCCGGUUCCGACAAAUGUGUAUCAGCCAUUUUAUCGAAAUUCUGGUGUUUCUCAUGGACUUAUAUAAUUAUUGGAAAUAUGAAAACUCACUGGGAAAGACAUGGACUCUGAAAAGCACUCGAAGUGGACUAUGGAAAUAUUACAAGCCUGCUUUUGUUGGACUCCUCGGACAGAAUAAAUGCUUAUUUGAAGGACUCCUUCGUAUUAUUGAAACACUUUUCCUUCGCGACCCCAACAGCGGUACUCAGGUUGUAAUGCAAUUUUCAGCCAUUCAGCUCUAACUUUUUAAAUUUCUCGAAAAAUGAAAACAGAGUUAUCUACGUUUUAGCACCUUCAUGGUUUCCAAAAAAAUUUGAACAGAGACUAUAAAAGAAAAGCGGAAAGGGUGCAAAAACAGCUUCUAUUUGCAGUAAUUUAAUCAAUUCGUAAUUUUUAAAGAUUCAAGAUAAAUUCAGCUAGUCACCUAGAUAUGAAUAUGUAAAUUAUACGUUUCAACUUUCAGGUGUCGCGGAAAUGUAGAAAAAUUUCGCAAAUUAAAAAAAUUUAGGGAAGGCCAGUGCCAUUUAUAAAAGUCAUAAAAAUGCAAUUCGAUAAAUGAUAAAAUGCGAAAUGCAAUAGCUCUUGAAGAGAAAUUUGUUCAUAGAGAUGAAGUCAGCAAAAAGUAAAUAAAAUAAUUAUUGCUUAGCUUUUUUUAAAACUUGAAUGUUAAGUCAUAAUUUAGCCAAAAAAAUUUUUUUCUAUAUUUUGAUAAAAAAGGAAAAAAAUAUUUUUACUUGAUAACAUGAACGUUUCAAUUAGUAUUUCAUUGAAGUACGCUCAAAUUUCCUUGCUGGGAUGUUUAAAGGCAUAUAAGUCUUGCUUGACCUUGAAUGACACGCAAGCGGUUCUUUACUUCUUAAAUUUUCUGAAAUGAGUCUUUGCCCCUGUGAAAACUUCAGCAGAUACUUUCAAGACCAGAAAUAUCAAUUUCGCCUUGAAAAGUUUGGUGGCUUUCAGAGCGGUUUUAGAAUUCAAGCGUCCAUAUCAGUUCAACUUUGUCAACAAAGUAUUUUCUAGCUUGAUAGUUUCCAACUCAGUUUUGUAAAAAAUAAAGACGCUGUGUAUUCUUUCUAGGGAUUCUAAUUGCCUUUUCUUUGCGUAUAGGACACUCGCGCCCACGCCGAAAGCGCCAAGGAAGCCAUCGACGGCCGUACGAUUCACAACCGCCAAGUCCGCGUUCGAUUCGCAGUUCACGGAGCAGCUCUUCGCGUCAAAGAACUCUCGCCCACCGUUUCUAACGAGAUGCUUUUCCUCGCGUUUUCCAAGUUCGGAGAAGUCGAACGUGCUGUGCACAUUGUUGAUGAGAAAGGGCGCCCGACUGGCGAAGGAAUCAUUGAAUUUGAAAGGAAAAACAGCUGCAAUGAAGCGAUUCAAGCCAUCCGAGAGAAGGUUUUCUUGAUGACAGCGUGAGUUUCAGCCUGAGUUUUAUUUUAAACUUUCUAUACAUUUCCGCUUGAAAAGUCUCUGGAAGCGUAUUAUUGUCUCCAUCGCCGUCCAUUCUGAGACACUUUUCUUAACUGUCUAAUAAUAAGAUAAAAAUUGCAAUAGUUAGGAAUCUUCUUAUUAACUUAUUAAUCGAAAGAUUCCGUAAUCCGUCUCGUGAUUAGAAAGAAGAUAUGGAAAGACUUUUUUUAAAUUUGUUUUUUUCCCUAUUCCUAUCCUUGCGAAAAAAAUUUUAUUUUUAAAAAAAGGACUAUUAUUUUUGUUUAGUAUCUAAAUCUUCAAUUCGAGUGCAAUUGAUGGUAUACUAUCUGAUUUUUUUCAAGCGUUAAUCCUAUUUAUGAAUUCCCAUAGCAUUCUAUUAAAUUAUAAAUUGAUCAAGAAAAAUAUUCGAACGACUAGUGUGUACAAUUGGUAAUGUAAAACAUGAACGUACUUUUUCAUUUUUCAGUUGAAAAUUCACGGAAAUUUUUGCUUUCAAUAUCCCUUUUUGAGCGAGGCUCACGGAAUUGAAUAACUUUAUUGUUUUCUCCUCAUGACAUCUCAAUUUUUAUAUAGAAGUCCCAAGCCACUUAUCGUGGAAGCUCUUGAACCACGGGAUGAAGACGAUGGAUUGGCUGAACGUAUGAUCCCGCGAACUCAAGCUCUUAUUAAGUAAGUUCCGGAGGAUUUUAACUUUCUGUACCGGUUUACUAUAUUUGGGUAGUAAAGCGUCAAGCUAUCCUUUGGUGAAAUCCUGUAGGAUCUUCAAGGAACCCUCUAUUUUGAUUUUUCCUCACCAGAUCUGCGUGGCAGAUUCGUUAAUAAAAAAACAGGCUUUUAUAUUACGACCCCGGCUUUUCGAAUAGCGCUUCAAAAUGUUUCAAGCGACAAUACGGACAAGUGUGAAAGCGUUUAAAAAUGCUCUGAAACGCGCAAUUUCUAUGUGCUUGGGCACCGGAAAUUAUUUCCCGGAGAAAGAUAGCAUCUUAGGAUACAUCUCAUAUUUUAUGUUCAUUUCUAUUUCUUGCUUUUGAAAUGGAUAAGAUAGUGUGAAAAAAAAAAACGGCUUUUAAAAGGCGAUCCAAGUUCUUACGAACGUAAUGGAUUCAAAUUUUUUUUAGUUAUCUUGCAGUUUUUUUAUUGGUUUUGGUUUUCAAAAACAGAAAAAAUAGUAGAUGAAGGGUCGAACAGUUUCUAUUCUGUUAUCAUUAAAGCUGAUGGAUUUAGAGGUGUAGUGAUUCGUUCUGAGCUUUCCGCUUUUCAUAAUUAUUUGGAUUUCGGAUUGAAAAGUCUCGACUUCUCAUUCAAUCUUUGAGUUAUCUUAACCGUUUUUGUUGCGUGUAGGGAACGUGAAAUGGGUCCUCGGUUUCCCGCGCCAAACUCUUUCGAGUUUGUAUACGGAAUGAAGUGGAAAGAGUUGUACGAGAUGGAGCGCCAGAGAAAAAUUCAACUGGAAGAGGAGCUUCGCGAGGCUAGGCGUCGGCUUGAGGCUGACAUGGAGCUCGCCUACCAGGACUACCAGGCGCAGAUGCUCCGUGAAGGUUCAUAUAACUUUUAUCGCCUUUUUUGACACUCAAGUUGAACAUCUUGAAUCAUUCAUUGUGCUCUUUUUUUUCUUCAAUUAUGCAUGAUAUCAAGGACUUUUGCACAACCAAACUUUUAGCAACAGGUUCGAUCUCUUUUCUUAAGACUCCCACUCCAAAAUUUCAUUACCAAGAGUCAACUUAAAAAUCUUGAAUUUUGGUUGCGCUAAAUUUUUUUUGUCCUUUUAUAUCCCUUUUCUUUUUUUUUUCUUUUUAAUAUUCAUGAAACGGGCGCGAGAUUUCCAUUCAAACAGAUUUUUUUCGGUAGCUACUAAUGCAUUCAUUUUUGAAUUCAUAGUAUUCAGUGCCGGAGAGAAUCUUCGUGUUUUUUUUUCCAAAAGAAACAUAGCUGUGGUAAAUAUAUUUCUCUUCACAGAAAAUUUUUCAAAUCAAGUAAGUUUUAUGCAUCUCCACGCCUCCGACUGAACUUUUGGGUUCUAUAGAACCAUGCACUUUUUCUGUAUCACACUGAAAUCUUUCUCAUUUGAUCAAUAUGGAUUUCUAUCUUCUACGGUUGUAUUAUCUGAACUGAACCAGUACCAGACGUUUGUUCGGAAAGGAAGACUGCUCUUUUGACAUUCUCACUGAUAAAGUCCCUCUGCCGAAUCUCUUUAUUUGAAAAAGUUUUUCAUUCGCAUGCACUUGUGGCUGAAGAUUUCAACUGAUUCUAGAUCAAAUUUAACAGAAUCCUUUUAGAUUUGCAACGACGACAGCAAGAACUUGAGCGUCUUGAAGCGGCCCGUCGCGAGAGAAUGGGCGCGAUGCGUCCGCCCGGGGGUCAAUCUGGGGGUCCAAUGAACGGUCCUGGAGGAUAUCAAGCUUGUGAGGCUUUAUCAAUUUCAAAAAUAAGAGACCACUUUAAUUGAGCCUCGUUCAGAAAAUAUGAAGAAUUAAAGUUGAAACUUAUCUGUUCUGAGUUUUUGAAUUCAUUCAUGUUAGGUCUCUUUUUUGCUCAAUAUCAAAUAUUUGUCAGCCUUCGGACCUUCAUCUGGAAUGGGAAUGAACGCUCCUCCGCUCAUGGGAGGCGGACCGAUGGCCAAUCCUUUCGCUGGUGGACCACCGCCUAACAUGUACGGCGGCGGCGGACCUGGUGGUCCUGGAGGACCCGGAGGCCUUGGCGGUCCCCCUGGCGGACACGGAGGAGCACCGCCGCAAUCUCAGCAGCAGCAACAACAAGGUCGGUUUAUUAAUUUUUUUCAAAAACUUGCUUGUGGUAUAUAAUUAAGAAAUGAAAAAGGAAACUUGAUUUUGGUUUCGUUAUAAUUAGAAAACCCCUUGUGAUAUGAAAAUUUCAUUUUCUACCUUUGUAAUUUUUCAGGUGGACAGAGACAGCAAUCCUCGGCGAACAUCAUGGACGGAGUGAACCGUUUGCUGCAGAUAUUCAAGAAUGAACCAGUUCAGGGCUCUGGACGUAAGAAUUUCAGACAAAUUAACUGAUUUGUUUUUCCACAUUUAUCGUGAAUUUCCAACAUAAAGGGUCAUUUUUUCAGGUGCUCCGCCUCACUUUGGCGCUGGCGCUGGGGGUCCAGGAAUGUACCAAGGCGGAGGUCCGCCUCCGGGCGCAUUCAACGAUUUCCCGCCUGAAAAAAAGCUCCGUCGUUAG
Caenorhabditis auriculariae is the source of this 5388-nucleotide messenger RNA. The record is from the annotation of a GenBank genome assembly. Lineage: Eukaryota; Metazoa; Nematoda; Chromadorea; Rhabditida; Rhabditidae.